This is a messenger RNA of Tribolium castaneum (red flour beetle), 3931 nucleotides long. RefSeq lists its product as uncharacterized. NCBI's taxonomy places the organism in Eukaryota, Metazoa, Arthropoda, Insecta, Coleoptera, Tenebrionidae. Gene Ontology annotation, molecular function: GTPase activator activity. Gene Ontology annotation, biological process: activation of GTPase activity; regulation of autophagosome maturation. The transcript has 7 exons. Bases 557 to 3352 code for a protein of 931 amino acids. The record is from RefSeq and is a predicted model, not a curated record. Gene Ontology annotation, cellular component: autophagosome.
CGUCUUUUAUAAAGUUAUAAAAGAGAACAGUAUUUUUUUGUGAUAUUUGUCCAAAAGUUGAUUAGAUAUUGAGGCGUUUUAAUUACGUUCGCUAUGCAUUCCGGUGAAUUAUUCGUUUCGUAACACAUUCUCUCGAUUUUUUCCUCACUUGAGUGCUCUCUUAUUAGAAAACACUGCAUUAGUGAAAGAGUGACUGGUGCAAAAAAUCGUAAUAACACAAAAUUGUGUGAUAAGAGUCCAGCAAGGUAAUUUCCAAAGCCAUUAAAAAUGCAAGUUAUUCACAUAAUUCCGCACUUUUUUAGAUUAGCUGAAGGAAGUAGAUAACUGUUAUCAGCAGCACACUUUUCCUUAACCCAUUAAACAGUUUCAAACUUUCGAGGCAUUUAUUCACCCCUAACGUUGCCACCCCUGUUUUUUGACAUUGCGCAAAAACGUCUCCCAUAUGUCACGCUUAAACGUCAAACUUUUUAUUUAUAAUGUGACUGUUUAUGGCCACUUGUAACAUCACGACGAUGUUCCUGUGAAAGUACUUAAUUUUUGGGCCCCAAAUCCUACAAUGUCGGGAGUGUUCGGCUACAGCCGCGAGGCUGUCCGUGUCAAAGUCAAGAAAUACGAGGGGGCGCAACCCCCAGAACUGCGCAAAUUUAGCGUGGACCCCCAAAUCACGUCGUUCGAAGUCUUGCAGAGCAUCCUAGCCAAGGCGUUUGAUCUCAAGGGGGAUUUUGCCAUUUGUUACCGGUUGUAUGAUGUGAGUGGGCAUGAGACGUACAUGCCGUUGUUGUCGGAUUGGGAUCUGGAUGCGGCGUUUCUGAAGGCCUAUAAUAUGUCAGUGGGGAACAGUACGGAGCCCUGUUUGUGUCUCCGUGUUGAUUUGAAACCGUUCGAAGAGUGUUCAGAUGACUGGGAACUUAAACAAAACCUCCCUAUUAUAACACAAAUUCGGACUUCUACGUGCCAGGAAGCCAAACCAUCGCCACGUCUUCAUGGCAUUUUUAAUCAAAUGGGCAAAACAUUUAAUUUGGUCCAGAGGGCGUUUUUGGGGGACGACGCCAAUGCCCCGCUACAGCCCCCACGGCCCCCUUUAUCCGACUCCGAAUUCCGCUCAUUCCUCGACCCUGUGGGGCAAAUUAUUUACGCCAAGGAGCUCAGAAACGUUAUUUAUUUUGGCGGAAUUGAUCCCAGUCUGAGGAAAGUCGUUUGGAAGCAUCUACUCAAUGUUUAUCCCGAGGGAAUGACAGGGCGGGAAAGAAUGGAUUAUAUCAAACGUAAAGCUGCAGAAUAUGUGACUUUGAGGGAGACCUGGAAGGCGGCUAUUGCUCAAGGACCAGUGGCUGGGGAAUUAGCUUAUACAACUGGAAUGGUCCGAAAGGAUGUCCUCAGGACUGACAGACAUCACCCUUUUUAUGCCGGGAGUGACGAUAAUCAAAAUAUCGCCUCGCUUUUUAAUAUUUUGACCACUUACGCCCUAAACCACCCCAAAGUGAGCUACUGCCAAGGCAUGAGUGACUUGGCCUCCCCUCUGUUGGUAACAAUGAAUGACGAAGCCCAUGCCUACAUUUGUUUUUGUGCUCUUAUGCAACGUCUCAGCACGAAUUUCAUGAUUGAUGGAAUCGCAAUGACUCAAAAAUUUACUCAUCUAGCUGAAGGUUUAAUGUAUUACGACCCGGAAUUUUACAAUUAUUUAAAAUUGCAUCAGGCCGAUGAUCUUUUGUUUUGCUACCGUUGGCUCCUUCUCGAAAUGAAACGCGAGUUUGCGUUUGAAGACUCGCUCCGAAUGUUGGAAGUGUUGUGGAGCUCCUUGCCCCCAUAUCCCCCCGAUAACGAACUGAAACUUUACGAUAUUCAAUUCCAGCCGAUCACGGCUACGCCACCCAUGAGUCCCCUUGUGAAAACGCCUCGCGAAAAUGCAUACACCAAAGUUUGUGCUUUGCGACGUCAAAGUUCGUCGAUUUCGCUCAGUAAUUACACGACGAAAAAAUCGGGAACUGUGAAAAGGCAAAAUCAUAGUCUUGACGAGACGAUUAGUAAAUCACGGAAUAAUAUUGUCGAUAUUAAGUUGAAACACCAAAGUUUGGAUGAUGCUGCCCUCUCGCGGCAAAAAUUGGCGAAAAGUAACGAAACUUGGCCGAAAAACGCCGAAUUGAAAAACGAACUGAGGCCGAGGUCAGUGUCGCCACUUGAAGCCAAGUCUGAUUCUUAUAUUUUAUGCAAUGGUGUUAACAAUACGAAGCGGAAUAGUUUAUCGUCUAGUAUGACAAGUUUGAUUAAAACGACCAAAAAAAGUGGGCAUUUUAAGGACUUGAAGGAUCGGAUAGCUGCGGCUAAGUUGUUUUCGUCUCUUGAACGUCUUGAUAAUUCCAUAAAAGAAGAGAAUGAGACAAAACCCAGGGGGAAAAUGGUUAAGAAUUUGAACGAAUUUCUCAACUUUGCCUCAGUAAAUAAAAAUAAAAUCUCCGAUAAAUUGGUUAGGAUGGGGGCAAGUGUUUGUGAGGUUGAUAAACCGAAAAUCCUUCUCACGAAAUCGAGUUUUGACGAUUCGGAAAGUUCAAGUUUGGAAAAAACACGGCAUUAUUCGUCCACUUCAAACGAUGAUACUUUUGAUGAAUACAGCCCGGAUGAUUCCCAGGAGUAUUUCCCUUUGACCACGUCAGUAACACGAGAAUUGAGACUGGAACUGGAAAAUUUGGACCGGAAAGUGUUCGGUGAUAAGUACAUUGACAGGUUGUCGGAGUCGCCCUCUACCGAGGGAAGCAGCGAAGUGAAAACGGAACGGCUGGAGGAGCUCACAAAACCUGCAGUCCCACAGGAGAAGCGAAAAAGUGACGAUAUUUUCGUGUGGGAAAACCCGCUCCUGUCGAAAACAAGCCCCACUUCGAUGCAGACGCCCGACGAGCAAGCGGAUCUGGAAUACGACAGUGAGAUGCCUACUCUAGUCAACGAAACCUCAGCCACCAAAACAGUGACUCCUAUCAAAGUGAUAACGUCGUCGAAACCGGCGAAGGAAGUGGUUAGGAAAGAAAAGGAGGAGCUUCGGCAUGUUCCACUCCCAGUGAAUGGGGCCCCCAUGACGAAUUCGUGCGAGGAGGUGACGGAAGUUAUCCGACCUUCGUUACUCCCCUCGCCGAAUGAGUUUGGUGGGGGUAACCCGUUUCUUAUGUUUUUAUGUAUAACUGUGCUUUUGCAACACCGCGAACAUAUUAUCAGUAAGGGUAUGGACUAUAACGAGAUGGCAAUGCAUUUUGAUAAAAUGGUGAGGAAACAUGACGUGACACGAGUGUUGAAUCAGGCGAGACAAAUGCAUGCGAGGUAUAUCAAGCAACAUACUAUAGCUCAACAGAAACAGGACUGUUAGAGAGUCGGGUUUUUUUACGCUGUGAUAUUUUUUGGUUGUUGGUUAGUUUGGAUGUUUUAAUGGAUUGUGCCUGGGGUGGAUACUCGCUAGUCUCGUUCCUAUCAGAGUUUUUUUCAAAAAUAUGCAGUAUUAUAAUUAAGUUUACGUUUUUUACAGGGAGAAGGCGAGUCGGACGAAAUUUGUUUUGUGUUAAUGAUUAUGAAGUGACUUCCACAAAGCCAACUAAAUUCAUUCCGACUUUUUAUAAGUUGUAUGUACUGUAAUUUUACAUUACACCAUUCAAAAUGAAAUAAAUUAAAAUUAAUACGUAAAGCACUUUCGAUUUAAAAAUAUGUUACUUUUUAUUUUUCUUUUGUGUUUGUAUUUUUAUAAAUAAAGCUGUGGGUUCUCUUACGUUUAAUAAGUUGGGGAAAGCAAAAGAAAAGUAAAAAGUUGAACAAACUUAUCUGCACAAGUCAGGAGGAUUGUGUUAUAGAAAUCCUUCAGCAAUACGUGAAAAACUUUAAUUACUUGUCAAUUAUGGUUUAAUUGAAUUUGAGUUGAACUUCACGAUGAUAAUAAAAGUAUUAAACGAGAAAA